CAACAAUAGCUCAGUAAGCAGUCACUGUGAGUCGCUAUUACUUUCCUGUGCCAACGCCAAGAGGUGAAGAAAAUGCAGAGACCUACAGGCUGUCACCUUACUUCCAAGGAUGUAGAAUACGUGAAUUCCGAAUAUGGGAAGAAUGCAGUGAGAAUACUGUACAUUAGACGAGAAGGCAAGACGCACUGCAUUAAAGAACUGGAAAUCUCUGUACAUAUACGACUGAACAGUGUGAACGAAUACCUGCAUGCUGACAACUGCAACGUCAUCCCCACGGACACCAUAAAUAAUACAAUUCAUGCUUUGGCCAAGUGCCAAGGGAUCAGAACAAUAGAGGAGUUUGGCCUUAAUAUCUGUAAUCACUUCAUUACAUCGUUUUGCCAUGUGGUAUAUUGCAAUGCCUUUAUCCAAGAGGUUCCCUGGCAGCGCCUAGAAAAGGAUGGAACCCCACAUGCUCACGCUUUUCUCUAUAGCUCUGAAGGUGUUCGAUUUUGCGAAGUGGAACAGACAAAAGACUGUCCUCCAAUUGUUUUUUCUGGCAUAAAGGAUCUGAAAAUGAUGAAAACAACCCAGUCUGGAUUUCAAGGUUUCUUCAAGGAUAAAUAUACCACACUUCCCGAAAGGAGAGAUAGAGUGCUCUCAGUAGAAUCACUGGUCAAGUGGUGUUAUAAUGAAUGUGCAGAAGGCCUUGACUAUGACUGCAUAUGGCGAACUGCCCAUGAAAGUACUCUUGAUGCCUUUGCUGGACCACCUGAAACAGGCCAUUACUCACCUUCUUACCAGAAGACGGUCAACUGCAUUCAGACAUACAUCCUAGAUAGACUUCCAGAGGUUGAGGAGGUGGAAGUGAUCUUGUCCAACAUCCACUAUUCAGUGACCAACCUAGAAAAACUGGGGUUGUGCAAUGACAAGGAGGUCCUGACACCGCAGGACACACCCUUCGGUGCUUGUGCAUCUACACUUCGUAGGAAGAAUUGCCCAGGAAAAGAGCGCCAAAUUCCGCUAGAAAGCAAAGCCCGUUGUUCUGUUGGAUGGAAGUCUGGCCGUCGGGUGUAAGCAGCCAGCAUCCUUACA
Molecule: messenger RNA, 1074 nt
Organism: Elgaria multicarinata webbii
Lineage: Eukaryota; Metazoa; Chordata; Lepidosauria; Squamata; Anguidae
Product: uricase-like
Exons: 8
Coding region: 73-1056 (327 amino acids)
Biological process (GO): purine nucleobase catabolic process; urate catabolic process
Cellular component (GO): peroxisome
Molecular function (GO): urate oxidase activity
Source: RefSeq, a predicted model, not a curated record